Molecule: messenger RNA, 1610 nt
Organism: Aspergillus alliaceus
Lineage: Eukaryota; Fungi; Ascomycota; Eurotiomycetes; Eurotiales; Aspergillaceae
Exons: 1
Coding region: 285-1196 (303 amino acids)
Source: RefSeq, a predicted model, not a curated record
GCUUCUGCCCAUGUAACAUCUGAUGCGGACCAACAUGGAGAUACCCAUUCUCUAUUGAAUCAAUAAUGUGAUAUAAGUCAACCUUGAUCCUUCCAAUUACAAUUGGUUCCAUGGAUACCAACUCACUCCGACUCGCUGUGCCACCCUUUAUUACAUAUAUCGCCCACUGUAUUUACACCAUCAUAUCGAACCUCAAUCGAAUUUAAUCUUCCCUGUGUCUCCUUCAACUCCUCUGCUACUGUAUUCAGCAAAAUAUCUGUUCGCGUCCAAGCCCGCACUUGAUCAUGGGGAAUCGUCACUCACGAGUUCGAAGCUAUUCUGAGUCUCUCAACCAACCUCAUACCAUAUCGAAGCAUGAUCGGCCUCGACAGGUUGCAAUCACUGUGCAGGCAAAAGGUGCGCCCGUCCACGCACGCAAUGCCGAUCUCUGGUCUCCUCCUCCAUAUACACCACAGCGCCCAUCGAAGACCCCAGACUCCGGAGCUUCAUCUUCGGGGGAUUCGCCUUACUCGUUUCUACGCGAGUUUGAUACUGUAUUCUUAGUUGAUGACAGCGGUAGCAUGAAAGGUAGUCGCUGGGGUGAGGCUGCGGAUGCUAUCGCCGCUAUUGCGCCCGUUUGCACCACACACGACCGGGACGGAAUUGACAUCUAUUUCUUGAAUUAUCGAGGAGGAACUGAUAGUACAACCGGUGCAUAUACCAACAUCAAGACGUCAGAUGAUGUCCGCGAGAUAUUUUACGGCGUCCAUCCACGAGGAGCAACCCCGGUCGGGCGUCGUUUGCGCCAAAUCCUAGACCCAUACCUUCGUCGUGUUGAGGCCAUAGCGUCGAAAGGAAAGGACCCUAGCGAGUCAGUGAAACCACUUAACCUCAUCGCCAUCACAGACGGGGUGUUCACGGACGAUGCAGAAAGCGUCAUCGUCGAUGCCGCCACAAGGUUGGAUCAAUGCCAUGCUGUACCGUGGCAGGUUGGCAUCCAGUUUUUCCAGAUCGGGCAUGAUAACGACGCACGACAUUACCUGCAGAUGCUAGAUGAUGAAUUAGGGCGUAUAUCCAAGCAUGAGCGAGUGCGGGAUAUUGUUGACACGGUGCCGUGGAGAGGUGACAAGGGUCAGACGUUGAGCGCCGACGGAAUUUUGAAAUGCGUCCUUGGUGCUGUCAAUCGGAAAUAUGACAAGUGCAACGCGUUUCGUUGAUCAGCUUCCCUUUUGGUUUGAUCCUUUUCUCAUACUUGACAACCUCAGAAUCCACGGGUCUGUCCGAAUAUUGGUUCUAUUCUUUCAUUUUAUUAAACGGAUGGCUUUGAAACUCAACGGUCCGUUGCGAAUAAAGGAAAUGGGUUUCGAACAUGUCGCAGCAAGCGCCGCGUAACCGCCGACAAUCCCAGUCCAGGCAUGGAUAUGAUUCGCAACGAUGUCCUCCUCUCCUUUGUUUUUCUCUUCGCGUUCCUUUCACGCUUGUCUUAUUUCCCCUAUUUUUACUUAAUGGAAGCCGAAGCAGCUUGCGACAAGAUAUGUCGACUAGUUUGUUAUUUUUCCUUGCGUGGCUCUACAGAUGGUAACGAUUUAGUCUCUGGAUGCGAACGGUAAUGAUUCAUUGGUUAAGAAAAU